Messenger RNA from Lasiodiplodia theobromae, 1746 nucleotides. RefSeq names its product Ochratoxin a non-ribosomal peptide synthetase. The record is from RefSeq and is a predicted model, not a curated record. Gene Ontology annotation, biological process: fatty acid metabolic process. Bases 1 to 1746 code for a protein of 581 amino acids. The transcript has 4 exons. NCBI's taxonomy places the organism in Eukaryota, Fungi, Ascomycota, Dothideomycetes, Botryosphaeriales, Botryosphaeriaceae. Gene Ontology annotation, molecular function: medium-chain fatty acid-CoA ligase activity.
AUGCAGACAAUACUGGAGACCCUUCAAAACCAAGCUCAAGACGAGCCAGAGAGGAUCUAUGCCUCAUACGCUCUCUCACCAGACCUUUCGGACGGCUUCCGUGAUGUCACAGUCGGCGGAGUUCUCCGAGCCAUAGACGCCUUUGCUUGGUGGCUUCACAAUGGAUGGGGCCGCAGCGAGGAUUUCGGUACUGUUGCAUACAUUGGACCGUCAGACUUGCGCUACGCCAUCUUUUUCUUCGCCGCCAUCAAGUGCGGAUACAAGACGCUAUUCAUUUCUCCUUUGAACAGCUUUGAGGCCAGCAAGUCCAUCCUUGAAGCAACAAAAUGCCAGAGGAUCUUCUACGCUCCGCCUAUGGGACAGAUUGCAAAAAACUUGCAGUGCAUAGCGACCUCGGACACACUGGAUGUUGUCCAGAUUGCGUCUUUGGAUGAAUGCUUGGCCGCGGAAUCCAAGCCUUAUCCUUACGAGAAGACGUUCGAAGAAGCGAAGUGGGAUCCAGUCGUUGUGAUCCAUACCUCAGGAACAACUGGUCUCCCAAAGCCAAUGACGAUGAACUUUGGAUUCUUCAGCACUACUUCGGAACCAGUCCCACCAGUUCCAGGCUACAAAGACGGUUCGCUCAAAUGGUUCGAGCGCCGAACCUUCCUCGGUCCUUUCCCGCCAUUCCAUCUUGGAGGCGUCUACACCAUGAUGACCAUUCCGGUGUACUUCGAAGCAACCAUCGUAAUACCUCCCGCAGUACCCGGUGCUGUGUCGGGCAAGGUCCUAGUAGACAUCAUGAACCAGAAGAAGAUCGAAGCCAUGUUCUGCAGCACACUCCCCAUUGAGCAAGUCAUGCAAGUACCCGGCGGCCCCGAAAAGUUGAGGGAGAUGCACUUCAUAGCCUUUGCGGGAGCACCGCUGCCACCGUGGGUAGGCGACGACCUGAGCAAGCACACGACCGUCAAGACAUUCUUCGGCUCCACCGAAACCGGCAGCAUCCCGACCAUCCCCCCACACGCCGAAGACUGGGCCUACAUCAAAUUCGCCCCCUGCGUCGGCGCCGUCUUCGAGCCCGUCCUCCCGCUCAACCCACCCUCUUCAUCCUCCUCCUCAUCCUCCUCUCCCCCAUCCUCCUCCCACUCCUCAUCAUCCUCCUCAACCUCCCCCUCCUCCCCCGACCCCAUCCCCCACGAACUCAUCUUCCCCCCCACCACCGACCCCGCCACCAUCCGCCACCGCGGCAACGCCUGGCUCUUCCCCUCCACCACGACCUCGGAAUGGCGCUCACGCGACCUCUUCGUCCCGCACCCCGACCCGGCGCGCGCCAGCGAAGGAUUGUGGCGCUUCUACGGGCGCGUAGACGACGCCGUCGAGCUGGCCUCCGGCGCGAAAUUCUUCCCCGGGCCGUGGGAGGCCGCUGUGCGGGGCCAUCCGCGCGUCGCGCAUUGUAUGGUUGUUGGUGCGGGGCGCGCGCGGCCUGGGGUGUUGGUUGAGCCGAUGGAGGAGUUGGUUGGCACGGGUGGCGGCGGUGGGGCGGAGGGGGAAGGGGAAGGGGAGAAGGAAAAGAGGUUUGUGGAGGAGGUGUGGCCGGUGAUUGAGAAGGCGAAUGAGGGCGUGGCGGCGUGCGCGAGGGUGGGGAGGGGGAUGGUGAGGGUGGUUAGGCCGGGGAGUUUGGUGAGGGCGCCGAAGGGGACGGUUAUAAGGAGGGCGAGCGGGGAGGGGCAUCGGGAGGUUAUUGAGGAGAUGUAUCGGGGGCAGUGA